AUGGCACGACAUUCGGAUUCAGAGCAAGAAGAAUACAGUGAUCAAUACGACGAGAGUGAACAGGAAUAUAGCGACAACGAUCCCAUGAGUGAGGACGACCAUGACGAAGAAUCAGACGAGGAAGAAAGCGAAGACGAGCAACCUGAUCGAGAACAUAUGGAAAAGCUCAAGCGAAGUUUGGCACAUGUAUCAUUUGAGCAGUUGGCUGAGGUGCAAGACAAGAUGGGCAUGAAAGAAUUCAGCAAAGCACGAGCAGGUGGUGUUGACAAGACCGAAUCAACAAAGAACGUACGCUCUGUUUCGAAGGCGCAAAUUCUUGAAGAUGUCAAAGGGGCUGUGAGCAAAUUGGACAAAGGGGCUCGGAUACGACGUACAAAGAACGACAUGAAGCGUGCAAAUAAACACAGCCCAAUGGAAGUAUCAUCCAAAAGAGCGGUUGGCCGUUUCCGUGAAGUGGUCGAACUCAACAAGCCGAAAGUGCGGGAUCCUCGCUUUGAGAAGCUUUCUGGACAUUUUAAUCAAGACCUUUUCGAAAAGUCAUAUGCAUUCCUUGACGAUUACAAGAAAUCCGAGCAAGAUUUACUGCGUCAGCAAAUCAAAAAAGCAAAGAAUCCUGAGCGCCGUGAAGAGUUACAGCAAUUACUGCUAAAAAUGACAACUCGUGAAGCAUCAGCCCAAGAAGCUAAGCGGAAACAGCAAUUGAAACGUGAGCGUAAGAAGGCUGAAGCCGAGCUUGUGAAACAAGGCAAGACACCCUAUUUCUUGAAGCGAUCCGAACAACGAAAGUUGGAAUUGAUGGACAAGUACGAGAAAUUGGGAGAGAAGAAUAUGGACAAGAUCCUUGCCAAACGAAGAAAGAAGAAUGCAGCCAAGGAUCAUCGUCGUUUGCCAUUCAAGAGGCGAUCGGAGUAG
This is a messenger RNA of Lichtheimia ornata, 912 nucleotides long. RefSeq lists its product as uncharacterized. The transcript is spliced from 7 exons. NCBI's taxonomy places the organism in Eukaryota, Fungi, Mucoromycota, Mucoromycetes, Mucorales, Lichtheimiaceae. The record is from RefSeq and is a predicted model, not a curated record. Gene Ontology annotation, cellular component: nucleolus; 90S preribosome. The coding region runs from base 1 to 912 and encodes 303 amino acids. Gene Ontology annotation, biological process: maturation of SSU-rRNA from tricistronic rRNA transcript (SSU-rRNA, 5.8S rRNA, LSU-rRNA).